Molecule: messenger RNA, 1554 nt
Organism: Microthlaspi erraticum
Lineage: Eukaryota; Viridiplantae; Streptophyta; Magnoliopsida; Brassicales; Brassicaceae
Source: the annotation of a GenBank genome assembly
AUGAUCGGAAGGUGUAUGAACCCGGCAGCUCAGGAUGUGAAUGCUCUCCUGCAUCACAUGCCUCGCUUCUGGAAGAUGGAGGAAAGGGUGGCCGGAGCAGAUUUGGGAAUGGGGAGGUUCCAGUUUGAUUUUGACAAUGAAGAGGACAUUGUAGAGGUUUUCAAGCUUGAACCUUUUCACUUCGACUACUGGAUGAUAUUAUUGGUGAGGUGGGAGCCGGUAGUGGAUCCAACGUAUCCUUCGGCAAUCAAGUUUUGGGUCCGGAUGAUGGGGAUCCCAUUGCAUUUUUGGACGGAGCCAACGUUUCGAAGCAUCGGAGAAGCCAUCGGUGAGGUGAUAGAGGUGGAUAUUGAUGGAGGUCGGGUCCGAGUGUGCCUUGAGGGGUAUAAGCCUUUGAUUUUUGAGACAACUGUGGAAUUUUAUGGUGGGGAGGAGACGGUGGUCACGCUUAGAUACGAGCGACUGUUUGGCGUUUGUCGGGAAUGUUCUAGUCUCUGUCAUGACGUUCCUCAGGUGAUUCGGAGAGCUCGAGAGGAGCGGGAAAGCCAGAAGAGACGGGAGGAGAAACCGGAUGGUGGGGCUAUGAGCUACAAAGGGGUGGUAAUUAAUGGGCCCGGAGGAGACAGCGGUGCAGUGAGACAAACUCACCAUGGUGUCGUCGGGGAUCCGAAAGGCAAAGGCAAGGCAGUGGAACAGCGGGAAGAGAGAGGGAAAUGGCAGACGGGUUUCCGUGGUAAUGGAAAGCACAGAGGUGAGUCCUCUGGUACCCAGCGAAAGCCUGCGGGAUUUGGGGCACGCGAUCAAAGAAAGAGGAUCAAUCAACCGAUGACAACCUUCAGGUCCUCGGCGGAACAGGUGGUGACCAUUAGGACGACGGGGCUUCAAGGAAAUGGGACGGAGAAUGGUAGUGGGGGUGGUACUAGUCCGACACAACAGUCAGCGAAGAAGGUGAGGAAGGCGAUUGAUUUCACGUCUGCGGUGGAAGGAAUGGAUGAAUCGGGUAACAGAAGGAUGAUGGCGGAGGGAGAGAAGGUUGGCGAAGAUGCUGCGCCGGAGGUUUCGACGAACAUACUUGAGCCGGUUUUGGCGGUUAACGAGAAUAUGGGACAAGAGGAGGGUGAGGAUGGGGAGAUAUGGUGGGACGAAGUGAUCGAGGAAGGGGAAGCAGAGAACAUGAUAGAAGAGGAAGAAGCUGAGAAAGUGUUAGAGGAGCCUGCGGACCCAACGGAGUCACAAGGAGAGAAUGCAAUGCAGAUUGAUGAAACCAAUGGAUCGGAGAGGCAUCUCGGGGCGGAACAAUUCGUGGAGGUAGAGGCAAAGGAAGUGGGACGUGGUAAACACGUUACUGCAAGGAAGGUUGGUGUUAAAAAGAAGCCAGUCCGGCCAUCUGCGAGUGUUGGUGGCGGAGCUUUGAAGCGUUUUGUGCAAGGCGCGAAAACACCAAGAAAGAAGCAGGCGGUAAAGGCGAGUUCUCGCAUCGGAGAUAAGCCCACAGGGAAUGGUAUGGAGGACGAUCCAGCGGAAGGAUCGGAGGCGACUUCUCAAGCGACUUAA